AUGAGUGAAAAUCAAAACAAGCGAAAACAGGGGUCUUCGAGCGCCGGCCCAGCUCACAAGAAGAGCAAGGGAAGCACUGGAGGGAAGUGGAAAACGCCACAGCAAAAGGCCAAGAUGGCCGGUCGGGUUGAGAUGGGCAGCUCUCUCGAUAUUGGCGAUGAGGGCAUCUGGGUCACAUAUGCCAGAGGCAUGAACACAAGAGCUUUUAAAGAGUUUUCGGAGCUUUGCGAUGAGUAUGGAGAGAGCAUGUAUGGUAUCGCAAAGUCAUCUGACGAGCACGAAAACGUCAACGAGGAAGACGAGGAGCUGGACAUCGAAGCCUCGAUUGAGAAGGAGCUCGCCGCCAUGAGAGCGCCUCGCGAAAAAUCUGCGAAAAAGGGUGUGUUCAGGCCUAUCAGCGCAGGCAUCGAGUGUGUCUUCUUCAUGAAGACGCUCAAGCCGGUGGAGCCAGAUGCGCUGGUCCGAAAAAUGUGCGAAGACGCACGGAAGUGCCUGGAUCCCAGGGAGCGCAAGUGCAGAUACAUCAACCGCCUUACACCAGUCUUCGACACGGACAAGGCGACGGACAAGGGCAUUGAGAGGGUUGCCCGUCAGGUAAUGGCAUCUUACUUCGAACUCGUUCCCAGGGGCGAGAGCAGCGCGACCGAGGAGGCAGCAACGAAGGAUGCACCAGCCCCAACGACUACGAAUAGUGCUGGCGAGCCUUUUACAUACGCUAUUCGACAUAAUAUUCGCAGCCAUAACACCUUCAAGUCAGAAGAGGUGAUUAAAAAGAUUGCUGGUCUGGUUGACACCAAGCACAAGGUCAACCUAUCAAACGCAGACAAGGUGAUUCUGGUGGAGAUUUUCCAACUGUUUUGCAGUGUGUCCGUCGUCGACGGGCCGCAGUGGGAAGAGUUAAAGCGCUACAAUCUGAACUCACUCUAUGGAAUGACUUCGAAGCAAAAGAGUGGCGCAAUUCAAGGCGAUGCCGGAAAUCAAUCGUGA
Messenger RNA from Beauveria bassiana ARSEF 2860, 987 nucleotides. Its product is annotated as THUMP domain-containing protein. Gene Ontology annotation, molecular function: RNA binding. NCBI's taxonomy places the organism in Eukaryota, Fungi, Ascomycota, Sordariomycetes, Hypocreales, Cordycipitaceae. Gene Ontology annotation, biological process: tRNA modification. The transcript is spliced from 5 exons. The record is from RefSeq and is a predicted model, not a curated record. The coding region runs from base 1 to 987 and encodes 328 amino acids.